Molecule: messenger RNA, 3389 nt
Organism: Lolium perenne
Lineage: Eukaryota; Viridiplantae; Streptophyta; Magnoliopsida; Poales; Poaceae
Source: RefSeq, a predicted model, not a curated record
CCGGACGACAAAGGCCCAGCCGUUGGCGUUGCCACCCUACCUCUGACACACUCAGACACCGCCAGCAGAACCAGAAACGGCCGCCGCUCCCGGAGCACAAUAAAAGCGGCAUAGCAGCAUCCGUAGCUGUCCGCCUCAGAGCGUAGCGUAUGCACGGCGCUUGCGUCGGCGAGGGAUGGAGGAUGACGCAGCGGCUGGGAACGUGGCGGCGCCGGGCGGACGCGGACCGUCGGCCAAGCGCGGGCGCACCGGCGUGACGAGCGGCGGCACGGAGGUGGCGCCGUGGGGCCAGCCGCCGCAGCCGGGGCAGAGGCAGCUCGGUGCGGCGUCGCGGAUCUGCCGCGUGAAGGCCACGGGCGGCAAGGACCGGCACAGCAAGGUGUACACCUCCAAGGGCAUCCGGGACCGCCGCGUGCGCCUGUCGGUGCCCACCGCCAUCCAGUUCUACGACCUGCAGGACCGCCUCGGCUGCGACCAGCCGAGCAAGGCCGUCGAGUGGCUCAUCAACGCCGCCUCCGCCGCCAUCGACGACCUCCCGCCGCUCGACCCAGCCGCCUUCGCCGCCAUGCCGGACGUCCAGCAGCCGGCCGGCCCCCGCGCCGGCAAGCAGCAGCAGCAGCAGGGCAGCAGGUCCUUGUGCAGCAGCACGUCGGAGACGAGCAAGGGGUCCGACCUCUCGCUCUCGCGCUCCGACGGCCGCGACAAGGAGGUCACCGUGGCCAGCGCGUCCCCGGCGCAGUCCGCCGCGUCCUUCACCGAGCUGCUCACCGGCGCCGGCGCCGCAGACCCCAGGCAGCCCUCCUGGCAGCCCGUGUCCGCGGCCGCCUCGAACUGCGUCGGCGUCGCGCACCCAGGGAAAGCCGGCGCGCAGGUGGUGCCGACGACAUAUCCCGGCUUCAGAUUCGGCAAUGCGCCCCCGGUCGGCAUGGUGCCGGCGCAGCCCUUCAACUUCAACUUCGCCACCUCCGCCCAGAUGACCCACUUCUCGCUCGACCAGGACGCGCUGGCGCCCGCUCCGGCUCCCGCUACGGCGGGGGACUACAGCCUCGACUUCUCCAUGUCGUCGGGUUUCUUGGGCGCCAGCAGCAACAACAGGAGGACCCUUCUGUCCAAUUCGCAGUCGCAUUUCUCAAGCCAGCAGCAGCUCCAGGACCUGGGCGACGGACCGAGCCCUCCGUUCCUCUACGAUGAAAACGCCGCCGCCGUCGCCGCGGACAGCAGCCACCUCACGGCCACCGCGGCGCUGCAGCUGUGGAACGGAUUCCGGCACUCCACCAUGAAGGAGAAGACCAAGAACUGAUCCCGCGCGCCAAACAUUCUCCAAACGGUGGAACCGAAGACAUCGAUGUUUCCUGAAUAUGUUUCGGCAUCGGCAAUAAUAUUCACCUCGUCUGAGCGGAGCUGCUGCCUAGCUAGGAGUUUAUGGCGACGACUGUCUGUGUCCUUGGAGCUGGAUGAUCACCCAUCGUUCUUCCAACUCUAAUCUGGUCGCCGUAUAUGGACCCUGCUGCCAUUUAUCUAGGGAAUCAUGGGCUGCGUUUUUUUCCUUCUCUGAGAUGAUGGCUGUGUACAAGUUUUUUCGGCAGUUCUAGACAAGACAGGCAAGACCUAGCUGUGGGAGCUGUAAUUCUUUUGUUUUAGAAUCUGUGUUGGGUGGAUUUAUGCAAUGUGCCCCCUUUUAGGCCAGACUAUUGCCGAGUUUUGAGAAACAAGUCUGCCGUUGGUCGCGUACGAAGAAGGAAGCUCCUUUGCUUGGCAAAGUAUGUGGAAAUUAAAUCUGGGUUCCGUCUAAUGUAUUUUUUCGUAGCCGUUGAUUAAAUCGGUGUGUAACUUCUAUAAUACUUCAACAAUUCUAACCGUUCGUUCUGAAGGUCAACUCAUCGAAUCAUAAUCAGAAAAAAAAAUCAUCAAAUCCUUCUUCCCACGAAUGCCCGCCCCAGCCGCCGCCCUCUCCUCAAUCGCACCGCCAGCCGCCGCGGACGCACCCUCUCCUCCAUCGCAGCCGUUGCCUCCGCCGCCCCCUCCCUCCGUCGAAGCCGCCGGCCGUCGCAGCCGCCCUCUCUCCUCCAUCGCGGACGCCAGCCGCCGUGGCUGGCCCUCUCCUCCAUCGCAGACGCGAGCCGCCGCUCCUCCCUCCGUCGCAGCCGCCAGACUCCGUCGGGCCCUCCCUCCGUCACAGCCGCCGCCGCCCCCUCCCUCAAGGAUCAGGAUAAGGAUCAGAUGAUCAUGUCUUCACUAACUUACUGUACGGUGAAUUGUGAUAACCUUCCUCUAUCUAUGACCAGUACUAUUGCUGAAUUGAACCAUCAUUCCUUGACCUUCCGAUUUUAAGAUUUAUUGAUGUACAGUACAGUUAUCAACCAGCGAUUCCCCAAAUGUGGCAUUCUAGAUGUGAUGUACAUCUCUGUUUGAUCUUUGUGGAUUUUCAUCAUUAAGAAAAGCUUGACACUUGUAACGUAUUCUAGUGGUGGCUCUCCAAGUGUGAGACCUGUUUAGUAUUCUAGCUUUGAGUUACAUUGUUUCCUGAUGCAUGAAACCUUUUGCCCCUGUAAUAGUUAUGUAAUGGCAGAGCUUUUGGAAGGGGUGGUAGCAUAUUAUAAUGGUUAUAAUGGUGUCUCGUGAUUCUCUUAGUUCGGCACAAUCUAAAUUCAUGCUGGUAUAUAUGUUCGCUUUCAUUAUUUUGUAACGUAUUGAAUACUACUCUGCACAUUAACCUUUGUGCCAUAUCAUGUGUUGUUCCUAAAUGUUAGAUUUAUAUUUUUGCUGAAUGCAUGUCUUCUUAGCUGCAAGUAUCAGAUGAAGGUAACAAUGUUAAUGGGCUACAAGGAACAACAAUGUAGAAGCUGGUUACCAUGAUGAAGUGAUGAUCGAUGUAGCAGAUGUGAGUGAGGAAGAAGCAAGUGCAAGCCAUGGUGCCCAGCCCGCUGCAACGCCGCCGCUCUUCUCGCUGCCGGGAUCAGAGUCGAUGGCCAUAGUCCCCUAUCGCCUGUUGGAUCGUACGCCACUGCGUCAACUCUCUAGGUAGUCAACUGUACUGAUGAAUGAGGGCUCUCCAUUAUAUGCAGUAUUCACAUCAUGGCACGGAGGCACCAAAUUUGGUUGAUCCACUUGAUCUCGUUACUAAAGAAAGCUUGAAGUCGCCGACAGUGACAAUUUUCUGACAGCAUCUAUCGUGCAUCGCCCAUGAAUGUUCUGUGCAUUGUGUGCCACUCACUAGAUGUUGUUUCAUUAAGCAAGAUGACACUCAGGAUCUCAACUCAAGUAGCUGCGGAUAGUGAUGCUUUCUUCAUUUUUUUCUUAAGAAUUUGUCUUCCCCUAUUUAAGGUGGGUCUUGAUAUUGUACAAAUGAAAUUAAUGUACAGCGUGUGAAUAUAACUUUGGCAUUUGCA